UUUAUUAUCUUUUUUUUUUCUCUCUAAAUAGUUAUUACAAAAUGGAAAUUUGCCUUGUUAGGGAAGGUAGAUUGAAAAAAAAUAAUAAUAAUAAAUAAAUAAAUGAAUAAAGAAAGAAAAGUCAGAAGCUUUCCAUGGAAAAACCAAACGGCCAUAUGACGGAAACCGUUAUCGUAGCUUUCCCAAUUUUCUUACCCCUCAUAAGCAGCUGAUUGGCGAUGAGGAUUUGGGUGUGAGGAUCUCUGUGUUUAUGUUUGUGGAUUCAAAAGCUAUUCUUCAAAAGGCUGGAUCAGAAAAUUUCCUUUCUGUUUUUGGUUAUGUUGAUUGUGGAACUGGAAUAUUGAAAUUAGAAGUAUGGGGCUUUGAUUAGCUUGGGAUUGUAUGAAAGGGGGUUUGUUGAUUUGGGGUUGUGUUAUUUGAGGUUCUUUUGUUGAAAUUGGUGAGCAUUUGGGAAACUUUUUUUUUUUUUUCUUUUUUUUUCCUUUUUUAUCGAAGUGAGAGGAAUACUCAGAAAAGAAAAAGAGGAUAAAAAGGGUAACAAAUGGGUGAGGAUUUACUUACAAGCCUAUCUAUGGAGAAUCACCACCCAUCCACACUUCUGUCCAUGGACUCAAGUGCCGUUUCUCAUGAAGAAUUGGAUAGAGAGAUGAGCCGGCCGAUUGUGUUGUCUCGACCACCGGAUAUCAAUCUCCCCUUAUCUGCUGAGCGUAGUUCUCCUCCACAUUUGUGGAAUUCAGACCCUUUUGAUAUGUUGGAUGUUGGUCUUGGAGCUCAAAUUAAUGACUCUGAGGUACACCAUCUGCCAAAGAACGGUCGAAAAUGCAGUAAAAGGUUGGAUAGUGUUUGGGGUGCCUGGUUUUUCUUUAGUUAUUAUUUUAAGCCUGUUCUAAAUGAGAAAUCGAAAACCAAGAUCAUUCGAGAUUCUAAUGGGGUUUCGGGGUUUGAUAAGUCAGAUCUUGUGCUUGAGGUGUUCUUGGUUCAGCAUGAUAUGGAGAAUAUGUACAUGUGGGUGUUUAAGGAGAGGCCUGAGAAUGCGUUGGGUAAGAUGCAGUUGAGGAGCUACAUGAACGGACACUCACGCCAGGGAGAACGUCCAUUUCCAUUCAGUGUUGACAGGGGGUUCGUCCGGUCGCACAGGAUGCAGCGGAAGCAUUAUAGGGGCCUCUCCAAUCCUCAGUGCGUACAUGGGCUUGAGGUUGUUUGUUCACCCAAUCUCAACGGUCUAAACGAGGAAGAGCAGAAAAGAUGGAUGGAACUUACAGGCAGGGAUCUGAACUUCUCAGUCCCACCGGAAGCAAUUGAGUUUUGUUCAUGGAGAAACCUUACUAACACUGAAUUUGAGCUUGAGAGACCCAUUCCUUUAUUGAAGACCAACACACAUUCUCAUUCAAAGAAAUUACUUAAUGGUCCUAGUCUCAAUCUGUCAACUCGGCCAUCAAAUCAUGCUAAUGGUGGUGGAAUGGACAUCUCAGCUCUUUGCCACAAGAGGAAGAAAGAUUUGUUUCUGCAUGGCAAUGAUGAAGACUGUUGUUUGCUCAUGAAUCCACCUAAUGGUAGAGUGCAAGAUACAGAAAUACACCCAAUAGAACAACCAUGGUUAAACGAGUUUAGUGGGGUUAUGCGAAAUUUAUAUGGGCCCGUCACAGCUGCAAAAACUAUUUAUGAGGAUGAAAAGGGAUAUUUGAUAAUAAUAAGCUUGCCUUUCAUUGACCUUAAAAGGGUUAAAGUUACUUGGUGGAAUACUCUCACACAUGGUGUGGUCAAGAUAUCAUGUGUGAGUACAGCCUGCAUGCCUUAUGUCAAGAGAAAUGAUAGAACUUUCAAGCUUACCGAUCCUUCUCCUGAGCAUUGCCCCGCCGGAGAAUUCAGAAGGGAAAUUCCAUUACCUGCUCGUAUUCCAGAUGAUGCUAAGCUAGAAGCAUAUGGUGAUGAAACAGGUACGGGUCUUGAGAUCAUGGUUCCAAAGCACCGUGUAGGGCCAGAGGAGCAUGAAGUUCGUGUCUGCCUACGACCUCACCUCGAAGUCAAUGAGCUGCUGUUGUCUUGAAUGAGAUAAUAUAUACGCUGAAGAAUUGUAACAAUCAAGUUCUAAAUUAGUUUGUAUUAAGGAAAGAAUUCUUCCAUUCAUGAAGUAAAAUUACAUUUUUUUGAUCUUAGCCACUGUAAGUAACUGUUCUGGUACAUGUACGCUUGAAUGGUUCUUUUUGUGGAUUACUACAGUUGAAGUAGUAGGGUUAGUAGUAAAGAUCCUGUUGCUUCAGUGAUUGUUACAGGAUGUUGAUUUUCUUAAUAGAAAAUUAUCGGUAUGAAAUGGAUCGAUUUACGUUUA
Molecule: messenger RNA, 2329 nt
Organism: Ziziphus jujuba (common jujube)
Lineage: Eukaryota; Viridiplantae; Streptophyta; Magnoliopsida; Rosales; Rhamnaceae
Exons: 2
Coding region: 542-2047 (501 amino acids)
Source: RefSeq, a predicted model, not a curated record